AUGCCAAACAUGAGUCUGGCAUUGGAGAAGAAGGUCAGGAGAGAAUUGCAGUUCCUACCGGACCCUCUCAAGCUCGCCGAUCACGUCCGCGGUGUCCUCAAGAAAGGCGAUGUCGAGAAAGCACUUGCUCUUACCCGCAUAGCCAGUAAAGACAUGGAGUGUGUCGUUAGUUGGAACCACAUCAUCGGCCACUUGCUGUCCGAGAAACAGGUCUCCGCUGCCCUGAAGCUAUACAACGAGAUGAAGAAGCGCGCUCAGUUUCCCGACUCGCAUACCUACGUUAUCAUUCUCCGCGGCCUCUCCGAGCCUCCUGUCGCCGCCGACACGCUGGGAAAAGCCCUUGCCAUCUACCAUUCUCUAGGCGCAGAGAAUUCUCGAGUAAAGCCCACCACCAUACACACGAAUGCUGCAUUGAGAGUAUGUGCACGAGCACACGACAUGGACGCACUAUGGAGCAUUGCCGCAAAGAUUCCGGAACAGGGUGCUGGCGCCGCUGAUGCUUACACCUAUGCUACUAUUCUCAAUGCAAUCAGAGAGCAUGCUUUGCUGGAAAGUGGUGACAGAAAAGACGACAGUGAAAUUGCCGCCCUCAGAGCGACAUCAAUUCAGCAAGGUCGACGAAUCUGGGGAGAUAUUGUUGGAAGAUGGCGAGCUGGAAGCAUCAUGGUCAAUGAAGAGAUGGUCGGUGCUAUGGGUCGUCUACUUCUCAUUGGCUUACAACCGAGAGAUUGGGACGAUGUCCUCUCUCUUAUCGAACAGACUAUGGGAAUCCCUCGUCUUGCUCCUAAAUUGGGCAGCAAGAUGAGAAAGGCUCAGCAUCUACCGAUUCGCGUGCAUGAUGAUGUCAAAAGGGAGCAAACGAAUGUCAUAGAUGGUGAAGAGCCCGAAAGUGAGUUCGAUCGCGCACUCUUGCUUGACAAGCGAGGCAAAGAAUCAGUUCAGCUCAUCCCACCCGGCAACAACUCGUUGUCACUCCUUCUUGAGGCUUGCAAGCUCACAUAUGCAUUCCGAGAAUCAUACGAGUACUGGGAUCUGCUGACCAACAAAUCUACGUACAACCUUCGACCCGACAUGGACAAUAUACAUACGUUCAUGCGUAUCCUACGACAAACGCGUGCUUCUGGUCGUACUCUCGACAUCAUCACGGACAUUAUCCCAAGGCUUGGUUGGACUCCUCACCGCAAGACUUUCCGUAUUGCCAUGAGUUCUUGCAGCCGUGACAAGAAGAACCCGAAUGUCAUGGAAUACGCCAACACGCUUGUGAGGUUGAGCGAACACUAUAAUAUGGAACCGGAUCCGAAGAUGCUAUUGCAAUACAUGGAGCUGGCUUUGUCUACCCAAGACGGAGAGGUCAUCAGGCAGACAGUUGAGCAAAUGGAGGGCUCCAUCACAAAACUCAAGUCAUUGAUCUCCUUUGGACAGCACGACGGCAAGAAGUCGUCGUCUUGGGACAAGCAAGAUAUCGUGACCUUGAUGCGCACGGUUGUUGGUGCCAUUGAUCAAAUGACAAACAAACAAUUGAUUCCUGCAGAGAAGAUACAGAGCCUGGUACAGAAGCGGGCGAAGAUGAACGCUUUCAUCACAAGACUGAUGGACAGGAUGGAAGGAAAGAACAUCAUUCCUAAAGAAAAGCUCGUCGAAUUGCGAAGAGACAGCAGACAACUCAGACACCUUCGCCAGAAGCUAGUUGAGAAGGAGAAGAAGGCAAAGGGCACGUGGGUGAAGGACAAGAAGGACCUCAACGCACAGCCUCUAACUGAUUCGCCGUUUGAUGCAUAG
Messenger RNA from Aureobasidium pullulans EXF-150, 1779 nucleotides. RefSeq lists its product as uncharacterized. The record is from RefSeq and is a predicted model, not a curated record. The transcript is spliced from 2 exons. Gene Ontology annotation, molecular function: protein binding. Bases 1 to 1779 code for a protein of 592 amino acids. NCBI's taxonomy places the organism in Eukaryota, Fungi, Ascomycota, Dothideomycetes, Dothideales, Saccotheciaceae.